Molecule: messenger RNA, 1782 nt
Organism: Aspergillus pseudoviridinutans
Lineage: Eukaryota; Fungi; Ascomycota; Eurotiomycetes; Eurotiales; Aspergillaceae
Product: GMC family oxidoreductase
Exons: 3
Coding region: 1-1782 (593 amino acids)
Molecular function (GO): flavin adenine dinucleotide binding; oxidoreductase activity, acting on CH-OH group of donors
Source: RefSeq, a predicted model, not a curated record
AUGGCAACCGUUUCCAAUGGCUCUGAGUUUGACUUCAUCAUCGUCGGCGGUGGCACGGCAGGCAAUGCUGUUGCUGGUCGUCUCGCUGAAAACGCCGACGUCCGGAUCCUGGUAGUUGAAGCUGGGAUCCCCAAUCCAGACCAAAUCGAGCAGAUCACCACGCCGUCAAAAGCUUUUACCCUGCGAGGAAGCAAGUAUGACUGGGCCUACAAAACGACGAUGAUCAAACGCGACGACUACGAGCGCGUCGAAAAGCCCAACACCCGCGGAAAAGCCCUCGGUGGAAGUACCUGCGCCAACUACUUUACCUGGAUCCCUGGUUCGAAGCCUACCUUUGAUGAAUGGGAGGCGUUUGGCGGCCGGGACUGGAACUGGGAGGGCUGUGUGGAUUACCUGCGCAAGUGCGCCACCUACCACGACGAGGAGAAGCUCUAUCCGGCCGAACUGAGCAAGAUUGGAACCGGAGGCCCGGUGCAGAUCUCUCAUGCCGACCUGGUGCCGGAGAUGCAGCCCUUCCGCGACGCGCUGAUUCAAGCGUGGGUUUCCAAGGGCCAGCCUCUCACUGAGGACAUCUUUUCGGGCGAAAUGAAAGGGCUGACGCACUGUGUGGACACCAUCCACCGCGGCGUGCGCCAAGGGAGCUUCCUGUACCUGAAGGACAAGCCGAACGUGACCAUCCUAUAUGGCGUCCACUCGAAGCACCUCAUCAUCGAUCCCGUAACCCGCAUCUGCUCCGGCGUCACCGUCAUCAGCGAAGCUUACAACACUGAGAUCAGUGUCUAUGCCAGCCGGGAAGUCAUUGUGUCGCAGGGCGUGUUUGAGACGCCCAAGCUGCUCAUGCUGAGCGGUAUUGGCCCGGCUGCGGAACUUGCCAAGCACCAAAUCAGCCAAAUUGUUGACUCCCCUCAUGUCGGCCAGCAUCUCCUGGACCAUCCCAUUGUGCCUUUCGUCCUCGAGCUCAAAGAGGGAUACGGCCUGGAUGACCACGUCCUCCGCCCCGGUCCUCUCAAUGACAAAGCGCUGGCUGCUUACCAGCGUGACAAGACGGGCCCUGCCAGCUCCGGGUUUCUGGAGCUGGUCGGCUUCCCUCGUAUCGACGAGCGACUGGAGCGGUAUCCGGCCUACCGCGAGGCUAUGGCCGCCAACGGCGGACUAGAUCCCUUUGGGCCCGCAGGUCAACCGCACUUCGAGCUUGAUUUCGUCGGCCUGUUCAGCACCGCCUUCCAGUGGCACUUCCCCAUGCCAGAGCAGGGUAACUACAUGACUGUCAUUGUGGAUCUUCUGCGGCCCCUGUCCGAGGGCGAGGUGACGCUGAACAGUGCGAACGCGAUGGUCCAGCCCCACAUCAACCUCAACUUCUUCGCGAACGACUUGGAUAUUCUGGCCAUGCGGGAGGGCGUACGCUGGACCUACGAUGUUUUGACUACGGGUACUGGGUUCAAGGACAUCAUCGUCCGCGAGUACCCAUGGAAGAUGCCUCUGCAUUCCGACGAGCAGAUGGACAAGGCAAUUCUGGAACGAAACCAGACUGGAUUCCACCCCUGCGGUACUGCACGGCUCUCAAAGAGCAUUCAUCAAGGUGUGGUUGACUCGAAGCUCCGCGUCCAUGGGGUGCGUAACCUCAGGAUUGCGGAUGCCUCCAUUAUCCCUGUAAUUCCGGACUGCCGUAUUCAGAACUCAGUCUACAUGAUUGGCGAGAAGUGCGCCGACAUGAUCAAAUCCGAGCACAAGGACCUGUACGAGGCAAAGAAUGUUCCUUAUUCUAUCCCGAGCAAGCUCUGA